Messenger RNA from Jaculus jaculus (lesser Egyptian jerboa), 1280 nucleotides. It is a transcript of the gene Aga, whose product is annotated as aspartylglucosaminidase. The record is from RefSeq and is a predicted model, not a curated record. Gene Ontology annotation, cellular component: lysosome. The coding region runs from base 114 to 1151 and encodes 345 amino acids. The transcript has 9 exons. Gene Ontology annotation, biological process: protein deglycosylation. Gene Ontology annotation, molecular function: N4-(beta-N-acetylglucosaminyl)-L-asparaginase activity. NCBI's taxonomy places the organism in Eukaryota, Metazoa, Chordata, Mammalia, Rodentia, Dipodidae.
UACGGGGUCACGAGGUCAGAGGGUCGGGUGGCUCUUCUGUGCGCAUUGGUUUUGCGACCUUUCUCGCGGGGGUUGCGGAACUUUUGUCGCGCGCCUCGGGUGGGCGCGCAGCUAUGGCUCGGAAGUGGAAUCUGCGCGUUGUUCUGCUGCUGCUUCUGCUGAGUCCGGCGCGGGCGCUCGCCUCGGGCCCUUUGCCGCUGGUCCUCAACACUUGGCCUUUUAAGAAUGCCACCCAAGCAGCAUGGCAGGCAUUAGCAUGUGGAGAUUCUGCCCUGGAUGCAGUUGAGAAAGGCUGUGCUGUGUGUGAGAGAGAGCAGUGUGAUGGCACUGUAGGCUUUGGAGGAAGUCCUGAUGAACUUGGGGAAACCACACUGGAUGCCAUGAUCAUGGAUGGCACUACUAUGAAUGUGGGAGCAGUGGGAGGCCUUCGAAGAAUUAAAAAUGCGAUUGGUGUGGCUCGGAAAGUACUAGAAUAUACAACACACACACUUUUAGUAGGAGAGUCAGCCACCAAGUUUGCUGAAAGUAUGGGAUUUCCCAGUGAGGACUUAUCUACCAACAGCUCUCAAACUCUUCAUUCAGAUUGGCUUGCUCGGAAUUGCCAGCCAAAUUAUUGGAGAAAUGUUAUACCAGAUCCUUCAAAAUACUGUGGACCCUACAAGCCACCUGGUAUCUUAAAACAGGAUGAUCCUGUCUGCAUAGAAACAAAUGUUCAUGGUCAUGAUACGAUUGGCAUGGUUGUAAUCCAUAAGACAGGACGUAUUGCUGCUGGUACCUCUACAAAUGGUUUAAAAUUCAAAAUACCUGGUCGUGUGGGAGAUUCGCCUGUGCCUGGAGCUGGGGCCUAUGCUGAUGACACGGCAGGGGCAGCUGCGGCCACUGGGGAUGGUGACAUACUGAUGCGCUUCCUGCCAAGUUACCAAGCUGUAGAAUAUAUGAGAAGAGGAGAAGACCCAGGCACAGCUUGCCAAAAGGUGAUUUCAAGAAUUCAGAAGUAUUUUCCAAAAUUCUUUGGGGCUGUUAUAUGUGCCAAUGUGACUGGAAGUUAUGGUGCUGCUUGCAAUAAACUUCCAACAUUUCCUCAGUUUAGUUUCAUGGUUUAUAAUUCUCUAAGAACUCAUCCAGUGGAGGAAAAAGUCAACUGCACCUAAUCUGUCUUGUCUGUCAGCAUCUGAAUUUAAGAAGGCUGGAAAGGUUACCACUGACAUCAUAGGAUGGUCCUCAGUUGCUGGAAAUUAUUGUGUAAAAUAAGUACAAAAAUAAAUUAUGCUUAAGUGACA